Molecule: messenger RNA, 1189 nt
Organism: Coccinella septempunctata (seven-spotted ladybird)
Lineage: Eukaryota; Metazoa; Arthropoda; Insecta; Coleoptera; Coccinellidae
Exons: 8
Coding region: 137-1057 (306 amino acids)
Source: RefSeq, a predicted model, not a curated record
GUAAAAUGUAAAAUUGAUAAAAAAAAAUUAUAAAUAUCCUACAAAAUCUAUACAGCUAUAAACAUUCAUUUUACCAGUGGGCCCGAAAACUUGUCAUAUACUUCUGAUGACACUUCUACAAUCUAGCAUAAUUUGAAUGUUUGCUGUGGUGCAAUUCAUUACGGAAUCCACAAGCGACAAUGUCUCAGUCAGUGAAGUUCCUACAUCGUGGAUUUCUACUGACCAGAAACAGUGUUGGUGGCCUCCGAGUAAUACUACAAUUUAUAUUGCAAGGCAAAAGAAACCAAACCCAGAAACAUGGAAACUUUAUCCAAUCAAGGUGGAAUGUUAUUGUGAAACCUAUCAGGAAGCCAAAAAAAAAGCUCUGUCUAUAACUUCGAGUGAUGAAGAAACUGUUCGAACUCUGAAACCUAAUAGAAGGUAUAAUCCUUCACAAUAUGUUUUGAAUUAUAGUGAUGAAGCUAACAAUAACAACAAUGCCCAGUUUUUACCGAUUGCCCCAAUGUCACUUAACCCAAUAUCGAGACCAAUUUCCACCAUAGAGGAGAUAAGUGAAGAUACUCGGUCAUCUUCUACUGUCAACACAGAGCCCACUGUUCUUGACAUAUCAGAUUACAGGCUCAAUUAUGUUGAAUCCCCCGGGGGGAUUCCUGAAUCAGAAAUGUCUGAGAAAAGUAGGAAACAAAAUGUUGAAAACUGUCACAACUGUUGCCAUAAUUCGGAUGUAAUAAUCAAGCUCUUAACGGAGUUGACAUUAAAAGUCGAUGAACUGAAAGAAACAAUAGGAGCAAACAGCCAAGUUUCACUUAAUAGUGAGGCAGUUAACUUCAUAACGAGUAAAUUGCCUUGCAAAAAUAUAGAAGAGUUGGAGUACUUAGAAUCGUUAGUCUAUGCGGAAAAAAAACAUAACGAAUCAUUGAUAUAUAUCAUGACCUCCAUAGGAGGAACAACAGGAAGACACUUCACUCAGAGAGUGUUAAAGAAAUUAUUAACUAAUGAGGUUGCAGAGCUGUGUAGUUGGACAGGGGCCAGCACAAUUUUGAACUUCAGAAAUUAAAGAUUUUUGAAUGUGCAUAUAGUAUUUCAGUUGGAAGACGCGGAAUAUUGGCUGCGACAGAUGACAUUCGCGACGACGCAGAAAUUCUGUCUCGGCUGGUGUUUUCCUCGUUUUUGUCGGGGGUGGACUCUA